Molecule: messenger RNA, 864 nt
Organism: Juglans regia (Persian walnut)
Lineage: Eukaryota; Viridiplantae; Streptophyta; Magnoliopsida; Fagales; Juglandaceae
Exons: 1
Coding region: 1-864 (287 amino acids)
Source: RefSeq, a predicted model, not a curated record
AUGGCAGUGUUGCUGGAACCUUUUCAGAGUGUGGAUAAAAUCCAGAGUUUCAUGCGGAUAUUGCAGUUUGAUAAGGUGAUAACAAAUGAGAAUGAUGGUGGAAAAAUAUGGGUGUUUUGGAAAAAUGAAGUGGAUGUGCAGGUGGUCCGCAUGAGUUCGCAGCAUGUGUCUUUACGUAUUAGCGAAGGAGAUUUUCAUUUCUUGGUCAAUUUUAUUUAUGCUAAGUGUAAUAGGUAUGAGAGACAGAUGAUUUGGGAGGAGAUGAGUUCGGAUAGAAUGGGUGUUGAGCCUUGCUUGUUUGCUGGGGAUUUCAACAUAAUUCGGUCGGAUGUGGAAAGGUGUGGUGGGCGUCCGCGGAAUAGAGUUGCAAUGGAUGAGUUUAAUAGAUGGAUUCAUCAGGGCAGGCUGAUUGAAAUGAAUUCACAAGGAGGUAAGUUUACAUGGUGCAAUGGUCAGCAGGGAUUAUCUAGAGCUUGGGCAAAGUUGGAUCGAGUGUUACUUGAUGCAAAUUUCCUGACUUUAUUCCCGAAUGCUCAUUGUUCGUAUCUUCCAAGGACAACGUCGGAUCAUUGUCCUAUGUUUAUAGAAUUUUUAAUUGAUCCUUUCUCUUAUGGUCCCCCUCCAUUUCGAUUUCAGCAAAUAUGGGUUGAACACCCGGAUUUUAUGAAUUUUGUUCACAAUGUGUGGUCUGAAUCUGUUACAGGUUCGGGGCUUUUUAAAUUAGCUAGCAAACUUAAAAAGCUUAAGGUGGCGUUACGUGAAUGGAACAAGAGGGUGUUUGGGAGAACUAAUAAUCGUAUUGCGAUUCUUGAAGAUAAGGUUGAGAGUCUUGAACAUUUGUUGCAGAGAGAUUGGGAUAAAUGA